AUGACAAAUGAUCGAAAAUUCGGAUAUGAAAUUAAUAAAACCGUUCGGAAAAGACGACGUGAUAUAAGGAGCACGACAUCCACCGACAGACUUCUCAACAGUAGCACAGGUUCGGGUUUGUCGCAAUCGAAAACAGCAAUCGGUGCACAUGUAUUGCAUUCGAUUCCGCCCAAGACGAGUUCAAAAUCCAAUCACAGGCCCUAUCAUCAAACGACAACGUCUACGGUGUCCAAGCACGCAAAAUAUGAUAAAGUCCCGACUCAGGACAACCUGCAUCGAACCUACGAUAUUAAUAGUAAAAAAUUAGUUUCUAAAGUUCCUAAAUUUUACAAAGUUCUACCGCAGACAUCCGUGAAAAAAAACGACGACAUGGGGAUCGACAGCAAGUCACAAAUGAAACAAAACAUGUCGCAAAUAUUCAGCAUGGAGGAGCCCAUCAAACCCAACAAGGAUUUGUACGUCAGAACGAGACACGAUGAAAGCAUUCCGAUCAAAGACAGAAAUUCCAUUUGGCCACAGAACGAAAAUGAUGGUGACGGUCGGUCACCGCCAUUACUUACUCCCUCCUCUUUACAGAUUUUCCUUUGA
Pediculus humanus corporis (human body louse) is the source of this 588-nucleotide messenger RNA. RefSeq lists its product as uncharacterized. Bases 1 to 588 code for a protein of 195 amino acids. The transcript has 3 exons. The record is from RefSeq and is a predicted model, not a curated record. Lineage: Eukaryota; Metazoa; Arthropoda; Insecta; Psocodea; Pediculidae.